AUGGCCUCCAGUAAUGUCAGCCAGCCCCCACCCCACCCCCUCAGCACAGUACCAGACAGGGGGGUCUUGAGUGGACCUCAGGGCAACAUCAGUGCAAUACCAGGCCUUGUAAACCCACCCACAGCACCCUUUGCAUCUUUAAUUGGGACUCAUACUGCUAUACUUGGAUGGAAACUAGCCAAUGUCUCUGCAGUGAAAUAUAUUAUCCAACAGGAUCGACUUCAUUACUCCACUUCAUGUGGCUUGUCCCUGAACACUUACACCGAGUAUAUAUUCCAAGAUUGGAUCAUCAUAGCUCAGUUGCAGUUAUAUUCUCCUUCCAGCUAUGUCCUCAGCAUUCAUUCUUAUGGAGAGGUCCUAGCACUGACUUGUCAACAGUUUAUCUUCAUAAUAGCAGGAGAGUCCUAUGCUGCUCCUAAACUUCAUGAAGGUCCUUUGGCCUGGCAGAGUUGUACUUAUGAUGUGAAAAUCUCCGCCCAAGAUGCUAUUGAGAUGGCUCAUAUCUUCCCCAACCUCGGUGGGACUUAGCUGAAAGUACCUGAGGUGUAGAGCUUCACCUAACAUGAAGUGACUAUGAGGAUAAAGUAUCCCAUGGGGAAAGGACCUUUAGAGAUUGUACAGGCCAAAGAGCCACCAUUUAUCAAGUUGGUGAAAGAGAAUGGACUUUGGGGUCAGCAAUUAAAUAGCUUUGGGCCAGAAGGGUUAUUGUCUUCAAAUAUAUGGAAUGUGUCAGGUAAACACUGGUAUAACAAUAGCCUCUACCAAAGCAACACUAAAGGGGAUGUUUACAUGUGGUUAAAGAGAAGAAUGGGUGUCUCCCAGGAUUAUUGCUUCUCCAGAAUUGCAGGAACAGGGUCACUGGCUUUUGAAUACUUGGUUCGCUAUCUCUACUGGGCUAGACAAAUAUGUUUCCUGAUACAGAGGUAAUCUAUGCAAACAGAACACAUAGAAAUUGUGACUCAUGUCAAGUUUUCAGGCAAUGACACAGUGGUGCAUUCUGCCAGUAGAUAUAUUUAUUGGACCUUAACAUAUUCAUUGAAGAGCACCAGACUGAAUGGAGAGUCCCUUAUAUUAUAGGCCCAGCCAUGGUUUCCUGAGAAAAGGUGGCUGCUUAAUAAGAAAAUGACCUCUAUUACUUUCUUCACUUUGAACCUCAGUGAUGGCCUUCUUUAUUGGGUAGUAGAAGACGAUCAGUGCUUGAAUCUAUAAAAGGGUUUGUGAUUUAAUGGUGUUGGUGGUACUAUCAUCACAAAAUUUGCAGCAUCUAUUUCCUCAAAAAUAUUCCAGAAUGCAUUGAAGUAUUGGAGCAAUUGACUCUUCUGGAUGAAUGAUUUUAGACUCAUCACAGUUUAGGAAAUAGGAAAGAGACCUAGUAUUUCCAUUUCUAAUCCAGAAUUUAAUCAAUUCACAAUUGUCAGAAAUGAAACUUCAGAAUCACAAGGAAAUUUUUCCUUUAUGCCUAAGGUGAUCCCUAGUUUUGUGCAAGAAUCUUCAUUUUGGAUUAAAGGGAAUGCUUCAAUUCCAUCAGUUCCUGAAAUUCCAGAGAUAUUUAUAUUGCAAAGCAGCAAAUGUGAGAAUAAAACUAUCGUGGAAUUCAAGUGGAAUAACCUAGCAAGACGAGUAGCUAUGGAAAUUUUCUAUCACAUGUUCGAUCUGAGUGACACACGCAAAAAGGUGUUUACAGACUGGAUUACUGUGAAUGUAACUCCUCAAGCCAUAUCAUUUCAACUUGAGGGAAUUCUCAAGGAUGCACCAGUCUUUGGUAGCAUCAUUACAGUUGACUAAAUUUCAAGAAAAGUCUACUUUGUGUGCAAAUAAGAGAGAACUGGAAUGCAAAUAUUUUAUAUUGAUCUCAAAUGCAAAGUCAAGUACCCCAGAGGGUUGAACUAUGUGUUCGACAAUACUCUCUUUUCUGCAUGUCCUCUUACGGCAUACAAAACUUUCCUAACUCUGCCUUCCACCACUGGGGCAUCAGCUAUACUCAGUGCUACCAAUACCAGCUUUGCCACCAACUUACCACCUGCCAAAACAAACCUUAUAUUCUGUGAAGCAGUUGACUUCAUUAACAAAAUAGUGCUCUCAAAUACCAAGUCCCCAGUAUCCUGAAGGGAGCGUAACAUGCUAAAUGGACCUGCAGAAUCAGUUGCAAUCACCCAUUUGUCUCCAAUUCCUAAAACUCCUUUAAAUCAAAGUAAGCUUCCAAAUGGAAGGCUUUCCUUACCCAUCUUUAUGCAUGUUUCGGCUGUGACUUUUCACCCCCCAUCUGACACUGGAAUUCCAAGUAAGUCAAGAAUUCCCAAAUUACUGGAAGGGAAUAAAAAUUAAGUGGAAAAAGUCAAAGAUAAUUGAAGUAAUCUGACAUGCCACAUCCUUGAGAUUGAGAAAGGGAGUUGGAACAAUUCACAGGAAUGGGGCUUAGCAUGGAAGAUGGCAUUUAAUGGGCCCUGUGGGAGUAUUUGCAUGUGGAAGUCAAAGGUCCUAGAAGAAAUAUAGUUCUGAGCAGUAGCAACAAACAGCCUGCGGUUUGGUGAAUACAGUGAUAUCAGAGAUAAGAUUUCAUUGGUUCAAGGUUUGAGGAGGGAUUGGGUCCUGCUGCCAUCAUGCCUAUAUCUCAAAGCUAUCUUGUCCUGCCACUAUGCUUGUAUCCUGAUUGGCCUGGGGAACCAUGCCAAAAAGGGAGGCUGGUAUCAGUGGCAGUGGCGGUGCCCUGUCUUCAGAGAAGGAGUGACACAUUUUGUUAAUGAAAUCAAAGAGUUGGCAGAACUGAGGGUACUGGCUGGAGUAGUACUGGCUAAUGUAUGCUAUGCAUUCACUAUGACUCUUCUGACCCAAUAAGAGAUUGAAUAUCUUCUUUCCUUUUCUCGGGAAAAGCUGACUCUGCAUCUCUUGCUGAGAAAUGGGACCUUUGGAAAGGCAUUUGAAGGGACAGCAAAAGAUAUUGUAGGUUCUGGAAGCAAAGACAUCAAAAUAGCAGUGAAGACUCUAAAGAAAGGCUCAAUGGCCCAAGAGAAGGUUGACUUCCUGAAGGGGGCACACUUGAUGAGAGAGUCUGAUCACUCCAACAUUUUGAAACAACCCAUAGUUUUCAGUGAACCCCAAUAUAUCAUCAUGUAACUGACAGAAGGAGGAGCACUUCUCACAUACUUAUGCAAAGCAUACACAGCAAUGUUCUGAGGUUCUAUUCUCAUUUUGGAUGACCUUGUGAACAUCUGUGAACAUAUUUCAAAAGGUUGUGUCCACUUAGAACAACUGCACUUCAUCCACAGAAAACUGGCUACUUGAAACUGCCUUGUGUCAAUGAAACACUAUACCAGUCCAUCCCAGAUAGUGAAAAUCAAGGACUUUGGACUUGCCAGAGACAUUUAUAAAAAUGAUCACUACAGGAAAAGAGGAGAAGGGCUACUCCUGGUCUAUUGGAUGGCUCCAGAAACUUUGAUUGGUGGAAUAUUUACUACCCAAUCAGAUAUACAGGUGCAGCAGAAUUCUUUCAAAAAAAUUUCGAUAGGUGAAGAUGGUAAUGUGUUUUAUGCUGAUUCAGCUGAUAUGCUUUUAAUCGCUUCCAUGAAAACCAAGGACAAGAAAGGCCUAAAUUACAUGGUAUUAGCUAAAGAAUGCACCCAAGAUCAACCAGAUUCAGAAAGUCCUCUUAACUCAGUAGAAAUGGUAUCCUUUGACCUUAGGAAAGAAGAGAAGGAAUCACACACAGACAAAGAAAUCUGCCAAGAUAAACAAGUGGCUGACUGCCCUCUUCUUGGCAAGCCUGAGAACAUGAACUAUGUUCAUCUCACUCACAGUGAUUGUGAAGAUGGGCCCGAUUAA
This is a messenger RNA of Vombatus ursinus (common wombat), 3819 nucleotides long. It is a transcript of the gene ROS1, whose product is annotated as ROS proto-oncogene 1, receptor tyrosine kinase. The record is from RefSeq and is a predicted model, not a curated record. Gene Ontology annotation, biological process: multicellular organism development; positive regulation of kinase activity; protein phosphorylation. Gene Ontology annotation, molecular function: transmembrane receptor protein tyrosine kinase activity; ATP binding. Lineage: Eukaryota; Metazoa; Chordata; Mammalia; Diprotodontia; Vombatidae. Gene Ontology annotation, cellular component: signaling receptor complex.